AUGAUGAGGUGGAAGAACUGAUGAUUUGCAAGCUAUCUAGUAUACCAUCACAACAGCAUAUGUUGGGUCUUCUACAUACUUUUAUUAACUCACACCUGGCUAAGGUUCUUGUGCUUGUAAUCAAUGUUCAAGAAGUUAAGAAAGAGGUAGUAAACCACAUCCGUACUAUGAUAGACGAAGAGGAAGUUGCAUCCGUUGAAAACAGUGGAAGACCAAAACUAUUUGUUCUUCUGCUUCAUUACCCACCAUCCAGCUUUGGAAGAGAAUGUUAUCCAUCGUUAUUUCUGAAGGGCUGGGACCACUACUAUCUUGAUACUAUAGGCCACGAAAGGAUGGGCAGUCUUGAUAUUCGGAAGUGGCUUAAGGAUUGCUACUUUCCCCAGGAUGCAUGUUCCCCUUCCAGUACACAUUUUAUUCUUACCACUCUUAAUGACACUCUGGAGGAAACUAUUCCAAUUUUAAUAUCACGGGUACAUUUUGGGUGUGUCCAGGAAGGUGUGUUUAACAACAAAAUGAAUGUAUCAAAGCGUACAAAGCUCUUGAGAGAACUCUUUUUUCAGAUGGGUUUAGGUAAUACUCUCUGUGAGGUUUUCAGUUCCUACUGGAAGCCAAAUGUAAUGUCCAAAUACCUUAAAGACGCUGCAAUUGUUGCGAAGACACAAGAUUCAACACUUAAUAUAACAGACUCUAUCCAUACCACUUUUAAGAAUUUGUUCUUCGAUUUUCUGGUAUACAUGGUCACUCGAAUUAAUAUAAAUGGCAAUAUCGAUGUGCUUUUUCAGAAAGGUUUUUCGGAAACUCAAGUGAUUUUCCCCAGGCUUCAAGAGCUCUUCCUGGAGAUUGUAAAAUUACUUCCAAUCCCACAGCUGUCAGAUUUAAAAAGGCAUAGUUUUCAUUUCCAGGUCGGAAAGAAAGACAGCUACCUUCCCCAUUUUCCUUUCUUUAAGCAAGUUUCUAAGGAGAUGAAAAAAGUGGUGGAGGACAGCCAAGUGAAGGUCAACACUAACCGUUUUGGGGAUUUAGAAACUGACAGCGCGUCAUCUUGCAAUGCUGACCAGCAGCUCUACUUUGAUGAGCUUCAAAAGGUUGUUUUACAAGAAAUCCAGGAAUUGAUAUCUAAAAAAGAAUACAGAGGUUUUCUUGGCCCGUCACUGAAGGCCCUGAAGGAGAUCCCCGAACUAUGGAAAUAUUACUUUAAAGAUUUUACUGUGCAAAAUUUGCACUUAGAAACCUCUGAUGGAAUAAGCGAGAAAAUGCUGGAUAUAAUUUUUCUUCAGUACCACAAGGACAUGACAGUUCUAAAAAAGUUUGUACACCUCCAUGUAUUCAUGACUCUAUACCAUCCUGAACUGGCCAGAACAACUACAAUCCUGCGGUCUCUGGAUCGGAUUCAACGAAUUUCCAUGUCAGUCCACUACAUCCAUACUCCAUCCCCUACAGACACAUUCAUGGCUGCAGUCCAAGAAAGACAUGGCCAGGAAACUCCUCAAGAUCUCUCAAAAUUUGUAAUUGACCACUUUUUCAAUAUCCUUGCUGCUGCUGCAGCAUGCAUGCCCUCAAGCUCCCAGGAGCAAGUUGACGAAAACAACAUGUUGCUGUGGUAUGAGGGAUACAGAGAUCUGAUGUGUCUUCCUGACCUGAAGAAGUGUUUGUACAGUGUGUUUGACCAGAGUAAACACUCAACUAUGGUUGUAGUGGAGGCGAGGUUUAACGUGAUGCAUACUGUUUUCCUUAUGAUACAGUCUGGUUUUUCUCAUCCUGAGCAAUCACGGUCUUCCCUCAUUUGUCCUCAAAAAGUAUUUCACAGACUCUUUAAUGAUUAUUUCAUGAGUAGCAUGGAGUUAAAGGCUGGUUGUCCUAGACUUGGGAAUGUGGCUAUAGUGGUAAAGAAUCUAUCACCACAGUCUGAGGGGAACAUACCAAGGUUGGCCAUGUAA
Geodia barretti is the source of this 1937-nucleotide messenger RNA. The record is from the annotation of a GenBank genome assembly. NCBI's taxonomy places the organism in Eukaryota, Metazoa, Porifera, Demospongiae, Tetractinellida, Geodiidae.